AUGAAAAUUCGACUCAAUCGAUCGAAAGGUUUAAAAUGGAAAAAACAUGGUGCGAGUAGUUCAAAUCCGACAACUAAGAAACAUCGUGAUAAUGUCAAAAAUCAGUUACUUGGUCAUGGUCAAAAUUCAACAGAUCAUUUAACGAAAGGUGCAUUAGAUGAACUUAUUGAAUCGAAUUUAUUUGAUUCUGAUGCAACGUCUCAAUCAACCUUUCAUUCAUGGGCAACAAGAUGGACAGAUUGUACAAAUGUAACAUUCAAUAAAUUAUAUCGAUAUUGGAAUAUGAAUUCAUCUUUGUAUAAAGAAACGCUUGCUGUUUUAGCCGCUGUAACAGAAGUUAUUCGUGACAAAACUGGACAAGAAUCGGAACUGGAAUAUUUUGCAGCAUUUAUGACCACAUUACAAACUGUAGAAAGUGAAGAAUCCUUAAGUGCUGUCCUUUAUCUCAUUUCAAUGGUCAUACGACGGAUAAAUAAAAAUAUUUUACAAGCAAAAUUCUCUGAAAUAGCCAACGCAUUUUCAACAAUUCUCCAGCAAUAUAUUAGCUCAUCUCAAACAACACUUUUAAGAUCGGCAUUAUUUUCAUUAUCUUGGGUAUGCAAAUUACAAGAUCGUUAUGUAUGGAAUGAAAUAUCGAAUCAAACAUUUUUUAAUACAUUAUUGAUUUAUAUAAUACAUCCAAAUGCAAAAGUACGAAAAGCAUGUCAUAAAGCCGUUUCAAUUGUCUUAUGUGCGUCCGAUAUCUGUUUAACAUCGGAUGAUCCACAUCCAAUGGCCGUUAUCACAGGAAAAUAUUGUUUACAAACAAUUGAAGAGAAAGGAGGAAUUGGUGAUUUACAAAAUACAUUGUAUGUAUUAAAUUUAUUGAAAUCUAUCAUUAGUGUAUUGCCAAAAACAUCCGUAAAAUCUAUCUGUGAAUGUUUAUUACGUUUAAUGACAUUGAAAAAUGUUUCAAUAUCAUCCACGUGUAUGAAUGUAUUUCAUAAUUUAUUUUCUGAUUGUCCGAAGAAAACUACGAUUACACCGGAUAUGAAUAGUCAAAUUAUUGCUGCACUCUUUGAAUAUCAACCUGGUGAAAAUGAUCAACAACAAAUAGUGCUUUGGUUAUCAGUAAUUGAACAAGCAUAUAUUCAUUUAAAUCGUUUUGAUCAAAAUUUAACAUUAUCACAUCUUCCAAAAUUAUUUACUAUUUGUAUGAAUUGUUUAUUGUCUUCUCACAAACAAGUGUAUGUUGCAUCAACAAAUGUUCUAAUGUCAAUGAUGAAACUUGUUUUAAAACCACAAUGUGAAUUGAUCCAUGAUGAAUACAAACGAUUAGGUUCAAACUCAUUAUUAUCAAAAUUAUUCGUCAUUAUCGAACAAGGUUUAACAUAUUCUUAUAGUAGUGUCUGGAAUUUUGUGUUGCAUUUGCUCAAAGAUAUGUUUGAUAUAAUUGGCAAAGAACAGUUUAAUUUAUGUAAAAAUUGUCUUGCAUCCUUGGCUGGUUUACGUUCGACCGAUGAUUUUUCAUUUAUGUCUGAAUUAGAUGCGACAGUUGGACGAUCUAUUCGAAUAUUUGGUCCAAAAUUAAUUCUCGAUGUUAUACCAUUAAACUUAACUGGUACAGAUGCUGAUACUAAACUGGAGCAAAGUUGGCUUUUGCCUUUGUUACGUGAUAAUAUUGUUCGUACAGAAUUAUCCCAUUUUGUUAACUAUUUUCUUCCUUUUGCAUUCAAAUUAAAAGCAUCCGCGGAGGCACUCAAAGUAAAGGGUGACAAUACAAAAAGUACAUUAUUAAACACUCUACAAGAUCAGAUUUGGUCCUUAUUUCCAGCUUAUUGUAAUCAUGCAACUGAUAUAUUAAUUAGUUUAAAAGCUAUAGCAAAAGGCAUUGGAACAUCGUUAACAAAUCGACCAGAUAUUCGUCUAUAUUUGCUAGCUGGAUUAAGAAAUUUGAUAUCGAAAUGUGAUAAUGAAAAUGAUCAAAUUGAAGUUGGAAAAUAUGCAAAAAAUUAUUUACCAUUAUUGUUUAAUAUUUAUACAAGUGAAAAAUGGAAAUUAUCUCGUGAUCCAGUUCGACAAAGUUUAUUUGAAACACUUAAACGUUAUUUAACAAUAACCAAUCAGACAUUGUGUCAAACAUUUUUUCAACGAUGUAUGGAAAAAUAUAAUGGUAAUGAUAUCGAGCAAUCAACGUUGACAUAUUUAUUAGAUAUUAUUUUUGUAUUAGUACCGUACAUUGAUACUGAACAAUUACAAUUAUUAGAAGAAAAAUUAAAACAAAUUCUUAUAACAUCUCAAAAUGAUCAAAAACAACAUCGUGGAAUAAUAAAGAAAUGUUAUAGAAUAUUAGAACAAUUAUGUUCAAGAAAAACUGAUAUAUUAAAACAAUUUAUUAAUGAAAAACGGUCACAAUUUUUACUUGAACAUUUAUUAGCAUCACUGCCAAAAUCCAAAUCAGUGUGGAAAGGCUUAGUUGGAAAAUGUGGUAAAUAG
This is a messenger RNA of Didymodactylos carnosus, 2475 nucleotides long. NCBI's taxonomy places the organism in Eukaryota, Metazoa, Rotifera, Eurotatoria, Philodinida, Philodinidae. The record is from the annotation of a GenBank genome assembly.